Messenger RNA from Culex quinquefasciatus (southern house mosquito), 5005 nucleotides. Its product is annotated as insulin-like growth factor-binding protein complex acid labile subunit. The coding region runs from base 1722 to 3590 and encodes 622 amino acids. NCBI's taxonomy places the organism in Eukaryota, Metazoa, Arthropoda, Insecta, Diptera, Culicidae. The transcript has 13 exons. The record is from RefSeq and is a predicted model, not a curated record. Gene Ontology annotation, molecular function: protein binding.
CCAAAUCAGUUUAUGCUCGGCAGCGAUCGCAGCUGGAUGCGUUUUUUGGGAUUGGGGUUUUUUUCUCUCUCCGUGCGUGUCGUCGCGUGAAUGUUUUUCUCCGUGCGUGAUUGAGAGCUCGCGAAAAUCGUGGAAGAUUUUUUUUCUCCUCUCUGUUCGUAAUCGAAUUAUGCCGAGGGGGUUGUGAUGCGAUUGUGGUUUGGGAAAUAAAGGUGCGCUCUGUGAGUUUAAAGUUUUUGUUCGGAAAAGGGGACGGCGAGCAAAAGUGAUUAUUAUUUUCGAUUAUACUGAAGUUGGCAGUGAACCGCGCCAGGAUUAAAAAUCGAAAGGAAGAGAGAUUAAUGCAUGCUGUGAGGUUGAUCCGGCAAAAAAGAGGGAAGAAUUGCUGGCAAUAAAUCAGGAUCAGCGGAGGCAAAUCAACGGAACGGCUGGAGGACGACGACUUGAGUUUGAAGUGAUUACUGGAUUAACGGUGAUUUGUUUUGGUUUCAACGAAUAAUGUAGUUUUGAAAUGUUUGAAAAAUGUUCAAACAAAAAAGGUGAGAAAAAUAUCUCAAAAGAUUAAGAAAAGCAAAACAACAAAGUUAAAAGGAGAAGACAAAACAAAAAUGUUACAUUAUAUUCAAUACAAAAUUUGAAGAUGGAAAAACAGAAAAGAAACAAAGUGUUCUAACGGAAAGGAAGUUGCACCGAAAUUAAGACGCAAUAAAAAAGGAAAAUAAAAAGUAGCAGCAGCUGCGAUGUAAUUCGAUAAUUGCUGAUCGGAUUAAAGGGGAACCCCCUCUCUGGUGAAUGAGUAAGAGAGUGAGAAGAAAAUAUCAAAACGAUAAGGAUAAAGGAAAGCAUGAAUGAGUGAAAGGGAGUGAUGAUCGCCACCGCCGCAAGGGGAAAGUGAUUGAAUAUGAAAUGUUACACCAGCACUGCUGAAAAGGAAGCAGCAGCAGCAUAAUACCGGUGCUGGACGAUUUAUGUGGGAGAAUUUAGAACAAGUGAUUUGUUUGGGUGGAAUAGUGUAGGCGUGUAUUGUUGUCAUUAUUGUGCGCCCCAGGAGCAGGGAGUUGGGGACCGCAGGCCGAUUUAUGUUUUACAAGAUCCUCACCACACGCCAAUCAAAAGAAGCACCUGCUCCAUGAUCACCCCCCAGGACCAUCUCCCACUGUUUGCAAAUAAUUCCAAUGCAAUCCAUUACCGGAGCUCGAAUUCCACCUGCAAUCGAGAGCACCGCCAUUUCCGGAAUAAUAACCCCGCUCAAAUGACCCCCGUUCAGCGCGGAAAAUUGGUCGAUUAAUUAAAUACCACCACCACCACCUCCACGGAAUCCUCGUUCAAACCAACCGAUCCGGGGAAGAAAAAAAGGAGCAAAAGUGCUGCCAAUUUUCCAACAAUCAGCGCUCGAAAUUUCCACCUGUUUGAGCAGGGAAACGAAACAAAACACAACAGAGCAAUCACUCAGUGGUCACCCCACACACACACACAAGUGAGCAAUCCCACAGUCAGGUUUCAAGUUUCCCGAGGGAAAAAAAAACAACAACAACAAACUGCGCAACGAGAGCAAUUCCGGUUGUGCAUUUUGCAUUCCAGUGAUAUUGGGAGGUGGUGAGGUGCGAUCGAGUUGAUUGACUGCCACAGAGUGGCAGUGAUUGGAUUUCAUUAGACCACGUGUGGGCGCACGUGGUGGUAGCGAGAGGACACUUGGAGUUGGUUAGAAGCUCAACCCAACAAUGGUCCUAAGGAAGCACUCCAUCUCCAUCGGUCGUAAAAUGGCCAGCACGUGGCUGCUGUUGCUGCUCACCCUGGCCAUCGCAGUCCGGAUUGGCUCCGGCCAGAGUUCCCUGCUGAAGCGAUGCCCGGCGGACUGCACCUGUGAUCUAGAUCAAAGGGGACUCUACCAGACGACCUGCACAAAAGUGGACUGGCGAACCAUCCCGGUGCACGACUUCGAGAAGGAGGUCGAGGUGAUCGUCAUCAAGGGGUCGAAAAAUUCGCUCAACAUUGGGCCCAUCUUCCAGACGUUUUCCAAGCUGGAAAUGCUUCGCAUCACGAACGCCAACGUGCCGGCCAUCGGCAUGAACUCGUUCUGGGGACUGGUCCGGUUGCGCACGCUGGACCUCUCGCGGAACAACAUCACCCAGAUCAUCGUGGACAACUUCCGCGGCCAGGACAACCUGCUGGAGCUGGAUCUGUCGAAAAACCGGAUGGAGCGCAUUGCCAGUGGGACUUUUGGCCAUCUUAAGAGUCUCAAAUCGCUGAACCUGGCGGACAACUCCAUCGAUGAGCUGAACGCGAGACUGUUUCUGCACCUGGCCAAGCUCAAGUAUCUGGACCUGAGUCGGAAUCCCAUCGAUGAUCUGCCACCGGAGGUGUUCAAGGACGUUCAGGAGUUGAAAGUGCUAAAAGUCCGAGGGUGUCAUCUGUUGAAUGUGAAUCCGCAGGUGUACAACAUGCUGACACAUCUGAACGAGCUGGAUCUGGGCCAGAAUCAGUUCACCUACUUGGUGCGGUCGGAAUUCAAGGACCUGAAACGGCUUCGGGUACUCCGUCUCGACGGCAAUCAGCUGUCCGCCGCCGUCGACCGGCUGUUUGAGUACCAGAAGGGGCUCAACGUGCUUGAUCUUUCCUCGAAUCGGCUGGCGAAAAUCUCGGAGAAGGCUUUCGAGAAUUUAUCGAAUCUCACAUAUCUGGACGUAUCGUACAAUAAAUUGUCCCGCGUCGAGCCGGAAAGCCUGGAACCGCUGACGAGGCUGCAAACGUUCAACCUGAGCGGAAACCUGCAGCUGGAUCUGAUGGAGGUGGAACCAACGUUCCAGAUAAUCCCCAACAUUAGCACGCUGGCCGUGGCCGACAUGGGGCCGCUGCCGAUGAAGCUGUUCGCACCGUUCCGGCAGCUGCGGGCGCUCAACCUGUCCGGGAAUCACAUCGACAACAACACGCUGCAAAUCAUCCUGCCGUUAACGCAGCUGCAGCUCCUGGACCUGUCCCGCAACCAGCUGUCCGGGGUGGAAGAACGGUUCGCGACCCAGCUGUCCCAGAUCGCCGACCUUCGGAUUGAGAACAAUCCACUGAUAUGUGACCGAUGUCACAUGGGUGCCCUUAUCGACAUGGCCGAAAAGCUGCCCUGGGGUGAAAAGGCGGAGUGCUUCUUGCCGGAGAAUCUCCGGGGACUCACCAUCAGCCAGCUGGUGGACGACGCCCGGGUCGAGAGCUGCAUGGAGGUCAUCGUGGACGAGGACCACGACGCGGCCAGCACGUCGCACAACUUUCUUGAGCAAGCUGGUAGUGCCAGUGUGCUUGCUUUCUGUGGCCUGAUACUGUUCGUGAUACUGGCCAUAAUCGUGGUGUCCACGGCGAUCUGCUUCUCGAGGCACCGGGCGCGGUAUUACACACACGAGGACAAGCGAGAAGCCACCCUGGAGAAGAACGGCACCGAGACGUCCCUGCUGACCGCCACCGGCAGUGAAAUCAACUUCAAGUUCCCGUACAACGACCGGGUUUGCACCAUCGACGAGAUGUGCAUCCCCGCCCCACCCCCUCCGCCCUCGUCCGGGGCCAGCAAAGUCCUCGCCAGCAACGUCAUCGAACGGUUCGAUUAACGAACGGAGGACGGUGAUGGCGGUGGUGGGGGCUCGUCCAUAACCGGCACCACGGUGGCCAUCAUCAGCGGGGAUGAUUCGUCCUCCUCCGUCACGGCCUCGGCCAUCACCACCGGCAGCAGCAUGGGCAGCAGUAGCGGGACGACGGGGGCGGCAGUUCCGUUGAAGGGGAUUUUAAGGAAAAAGCAGGACGUAUUCUAGGGAUGCACCACGGAAUGUGGAACAAGAGAAGCUUUCGACAUGGUCGAUAAGCGAGAAACAAAAAGCCAGUGCGUGUAAAUAUUAGUGAUUUAGGUUAAGCGACGAACGUUUGUAUUUAUAUGUGUAAGUGAAGGAUACUUAACUCGUAAGUGUGUGAGUGUGCGUGAGGAUGGAGGAAAAGCAGCGAAAAAGUUUCACAUAAUCUUGACUAAUUGUAAUUAAGGAUUAAUUGUUUGUUUAGCCCGAUGAACUGACACAAUGAACGUCACAGUGGGUUGAGUAUUGAAUUAAUGCUAAAUAUAUUAGUUUUCUUUGAUAUCAUUUUUUGUGAUUUUUACUUGGACUCCAAGAUAAGUUUGACUGAAAAGCGUUUAAAUUACAAUUUUAAAAUUACCCGAAAAAAUUAACUUAAUCUCAAGAAAAUUUUAUUACUAAUUUUCCUCUUCCCUUUCUUCUUCUCUAAAAAUCUCGCUUAAAAUUAUAUUUUAAAAUGAUUUUUUUUUUUGAAAAUAAUCUUCAACAGCUAAUUGUCAUACAUACCAAAACUUUCCCCUAUUCAAUCCCACUGUGCACCGUUGAUGGCGGAUCAUUAGCCUGGAAAUACUCCAGUCUAGACGACGGGCUAGCGACAAACGAUUUCUUAAACGAGCGCCAAUUUGUAAAUAAACUUGUACACACAGACAAACAGACACAAAAACAACACUCUAAUCGGUGAAACACGAAAACAAAAACAAAAAAAAUACUCAUGUUGAACCCAAUCUCCGAGUGUCAUCACAACCAUAAAAACGAACAAAACAUGAAGGUUUUUAGCAAACAAUCUCCUUUAAAAGAAAAAAAUCUAUAUCCCCGGAGUCGGAUUAGUGUUUUUAGUCGGUAGCGAAAAAAGAAAAAAAAAAUAAAACAAUGUUUAUCAUAAUAAGUGACGAGAAUAUCGUGAGUGAGGUGGAAAAAAGCGAGCGGCACAAGAUUAAUGAAGUUUCGCAGUGGAGGUAUAUCAAGUCGGUAAGAGAAAGAGAGAGUGAGAGUGGAAGCAAAGCUGAAUUUUAUAUCUAUUAGUAUGAGUGAGGAGUGGAAAAUAGAGGAAAAAAAUCAGAGAGAAAUAAUUAGUUUUAACUACGAGCUAUUAAGCGUGUGACGAGAUGUUUGAAACAAAAUUACUCGUUCAAAUGGAAAACUUUUGAUGGUAAUGAAUAAAAAGAUUUUUUGUACAAAAA